AUAAGUGAAAAAGGCAAAUAUUUUCUGUAGAGAAGAUAUUUCUUAUAACAUUUGUGAGAUGUCUUCAAAUUUAACAGAAAAGUUUAUAUAUUUGUUUCAAGUCACGAUUGGCAACAUAAUUCACGGUCAUGUGUUGUUAUGCAUGUUCUGUUUAUAUUGCUGAAAGAUGUCGAGAUGGAUUCGGUACCACCGACCGCAUAGUUGUCAGCUUGAUUUCUUGUGAUAAAUGUGAAUUCUAGUCAUUAGGUGAUUAAAAUAAAAAUUAAAGGUUAGAAACAUGAAGCAGGCCUUUCAGUAGAUCAACCAGAUUAAUUUUUGAAACUAUUUUUGUGUUAAUUAACUUGUGUUCGAGUUUUGUUUUCCUAUACAAAUUUUCUGUAUUCUUUAUUUUUGCUGAUUCAAUUAAUUCUACAUGGCCUACAAACAUUCCUGAACUUUCAAUUUCCCCCCGUAUAUCAACUUUAAAAUGUUUGUAAAUCAUUUUGAAUUGUAUAUACUCUUCAAAGCGUGAAGUGUUAAUGAUUUGAAACAUGAGUGUUCCCGAUUAUGAUUUGCGUUCUGAAGACCAUAGAACUGUUCUUGUUCUGGUCAAACAAAUAGGUGAUAAAGUCAGUAAAAAAUCUUUCUCCAAAAUUUUUGAAAGGAUUAAAAGUGUCCAGUAUGUGACUAUUCGCGAGUCUGGCUCUACUCGUUUGAUUUGGUUCCGGUACGAAACCGAUUACUCUCCAGAAAAUAAUGAUUGGGGAGAUUUUCAGACUCACCGAAAAGUUCUUGGCCUUAUAUCUAUUGGGAAAUCUGGACCAGACGAAAGUGUAGAAGAGUUAUCUAAAGAACACAGCAUCUUGUUAGAAAAGUACAAUAAUUCUAUGUUUGAUUCACGGUGCUUUGUAUUCAAAACUGAUAGUAUUUCUCCCUCUGAUAUCAGUGACUCUAAGUUUUCAUUAGAUGAUAAAACUAUUUCACCAGACUGCACACAUUCUCCAGUGAUAGAUAACUUGAAAAAUGAUGUUUUUAAAGAUAAUGUGGAACCUGUGCCAAAGAGUCAUAUGUCAAAUGAUGAUGAUGAUAUUAACAUAUUUAACAAUUACUAUUCUAGCUCGCCAAAAUCCGACACACCAGAAAGUAGUUUGAGAGACUUAGAUGAAUUAGGAUUUUCGCCUGAUUUCAAUUCAUUGCCAAGUUUCCACAGUACAAACUUAAAUGAUGUUAGUCAUUCUAUUGAUACUACUGAAUCAAAUAACUUGAGUAGCAGUGGUAGCCCUUCCAGUCCAGUAAUUGCCGGUGAUUCACCUGCUUCCAAAAAGUUUAUGAUACCGUCGUCAAAUUCUCGAAGUACCCAUUGUAUUAUUUAUUCUGACACCAAUAACUGUGAUCAAUUGGAACAUGAUGUGAGAGAGUUACUAAAUUCAAUCUUUUGGAUUCUUGAAUCAAAACGCUUGGAUCGAUCUUUUGAAAAGCAAGAUAAAAUACCUCUUUUGACUGCUCCUUUUGAAAAAAAGAAUUUUGUUGGAAUCGACACAGACACAAAGGUAUACAAGAAACGAUGUCUAGGAAGAAUGAAAAAACACAUUGGGGACUUGGCAUUGCAAGCAGGACUACCUUUAGAAGCUUUACCCUUGUAUUUAUCCUCCACUGAGUAUUUGAAAUCGGGACAAGAUUGGCUGUGGCUUGCAGCUGCGUAUGAAGGACAAUGUGCUGCAUCCACAAUAUUGCAAUCAGAAGCUAAAGGCAAACCACUGAAGGAACAUUCUCCUGAGCGAUUUAAAAUUCCUGUUCCAAAAAUUAUAAAAUCACCAGCUACACAAAGUAAAAGCCUUCCUCCAUACCUUGAUCCUGUGGAGUACAAGAACUUAGGGAAAAGCAUUCUUAGUUUUGAAGAAAUUGUUGAAAAAUAUGAAGAAGCUAUUAUGCAUUACGAAAAAUAUCAAGGAGCAGCUAUUGUAGAACUGGAGUGUAGUAUGAAAGCUGCUCGUGUUUUCAUAAGUUACAAGAAAUAUAUAGAAGCAUCGACAGUUUUGCAGAAUGUAGUGUUUACUUCAGUCAUUCAAUCAGAUGAGCAGAAAGUAAUCCGUUUUAAUGCAUUAUUUCAAGUAUUUACAGAUAUGGGAUUUCAUAGAAAAGCUUCUUUUUUCAAAAGAAUGGCAGCAAAAGCAUGUGUUGCAAAUCCUAAUCCUAAUUGGCUUAAGUGUUAUUAUCUAAUGUUGGAAUCCUUACCUGGCUUUUCACUUCCACUUGAUGUUGAAGAAUAUCCCUCAGAUAAUUCCUUGGGAUGGCCAGGCAUUCAGUACCAACUGUUAAAUGAUAUUAGCAGAGUUUCAUUAAUGUUGAAUUAUCAAGCAAUAACCGUGAGACAUCUUACAUACACACUUCAUACUCAGCUUAAUCGCCUGACUUCUUCUCAGUUACGAAUAAUUUGUCGACAACUUGAAGAAUUGACUGCCAAAUGUGAAGGAGCUCCAGUACCAUUAAUUUUAGAAAAUGGUAUUACAAUACCUCCAGUGAAUCUUUUGAAUUUACCGCGGGUGAAGUCUUUUAAGUUGCAAAGUCUUCGCCCUCAUCUAAGACCGGUGAAAAUAACCAUGAAUGAUUCAAAAGCAGAUUCUGAGCAAGAUUCGAUUUUUAUAUUUUCAGCUAUUUCAAGAGACAGAUCUACAAAAGGUAGUUGCAAGAUAGAUUUUAAAUGGGUUGAAGGAGAUAUCUGUGAGGUAGCUUUACAAGUGUUUAACCCGUUACCUUUUGAGCUUAAAGUAACGAAUAUGAGCAUAUUAGCUGAUGACAUUCCCUUUGAAAGCUUUCCUGCAUGCCUUUCUUUGCCAGCUGAAUCUGGACCAUAUCCAGUAACAUUGCAUGGUUCACCUGUAGGCUCAGGCAAACUGCAGAUUUUAGGUUAUACUACUCAUGUUAUGGGGGUCAAAAGCAUUUGUCUCUUAAAAGAUAUUCCUGCCAUUAGAAAGCCAUAUUUCGCAAUAGAUGUUAUUCCUCGAUUACCCAUUAUAGAACUGUCUACUUCACUUCCCAGAUCUUCCAUGUUUUCAUCACUUGAAGAUACAAGUUAUGUUGUUAUUAGUGCUUCUUCAACUAUGAUGACUGGUCAGAGUCAGGAAUGUACUAUAACCAUUUCAAAUCCUGGAGUUGAAUCAGUAGAAUGGAUUGACAUAAGUUUGCAUUCCAAAUUAAAAAAAGACUUGGAAACAUCUUUUUUUACUUGGAGUAAAGAAAAUCUUGAUACCCAGUUACCAAUAACAGCUGGUUCUGCUGCCAGUUUUACUUUGUACAUAAAUAGUAUUGAUGAUUUCAUUAGUGAUAUUCCUGUUAAAAAAGAAGAAAAUGAGACAAGUCGAUCUGGAUUGUCAUCAGGUAACAAUACUCCAGUCAGAAGAAUAACUCAAUCAAAAGGUUCACCGACGCCUUUUAAAUCAAAGAUUAUUGAAGCUGUCAUUCAGAUACAGUAUUCUGGUGGUCCUGGUAUGGUUGCAGGAUAUUGUAGGCAGUGUGCAAUAGCCUUAACUAUUGAAGUUUGUCCAUCCAUUAUGAUAACAAAGUGGGAUGUUCUUCCUUCUGAAGUUCCAACCCACUGCUAUCUGGUGUUGGAUAUUCUGAAUUGUACUGGAGGUGAAAUGGAAGUUCAGUAUGCUACAAAUAAACGAAUCCAUAUAGAAGCUAGUGACAUAUGUCGUGUGCCUGUUCCUGUUGAAAGAUGCCCUUUGUCUGCAAUGACAGAAAGUUUUGGAACUGGCUGGGCUUCUGUCGAUAUUUGUGGGCAUUUGUGGAAGUAUAUGGAUGAUCCUACUGACCAAAGAAAAGGCAAAUUACUUAGAGCCUGCCGAAAACAUUUAGAAAAUUUAGUGGAUCUUCAGUGGACUUCAAUAUAUUACAUAGCUUUUUCUCAAAUCACUGGUCGAGCUUCAAUUUCAGAGAUUCCAUGGACUGAUGAUAUGCUAGGUUUUAUUCUCAUGUCACCUAUUCGAUGGGAAGUCCUUGUGAAUGGCAGAGAAUGCAAGCCUGAAUCAGAAUCUUGCUUUUCUGUUGGAGAUUUGAUUACUUUCAGUAUUAAACUUCUCAAUGUUUCAGAUGUGUCACUUCUUAGUUUAAAUUUGUUUAUAAGGGGUUACCAAGAUCAUCAAAAUGGUAAUCAAAGUUACCGUAUUGAAACUAAAAGAGCUGUGAGUGGAAGAGAUAGACUACAUAUUGAUGAGAUAAAACCUCAUGAAGAAUUUUUUCAUGAAUGUGGAUUCACUUUUUUUCAUUCUGGUGUUUAUAAAGUGGACAUUCUUUGCAGUCAUAACGACCCAGUGGUAUUGCAAAUACCUAAUUUAUUAGAAUUAGAAACAGAUUCUAUAGCUUCUAUUCGUGAUAAAAAAACCAAAACUAUAUAUCCUAGAUCUUGGCAUAAAGACCCUUGUCUAAUACAAAAGUGCUCUCCACCUACUAUUGACAUAACUAUUAUUGAUGAAUGAAGUAUUAUAAUGUAAAACAAAUUUGCAAGAAAGGAAAAUGGUGAUUUUGAUGAGAUUUUUAGUGAUAGUCAUGUGCCUCUAAAACUAAUUUUUUAAGAGUUCUCGUCUAUUUUAUCUGUUAUUUGUUUGUCACUUAUUUCAUGAAAUAUUAAAACGUAUUUUGUGAUGAAUCAAGUUUAAAUACUCUGAUUUAAUUUUUAUAGAUUAACAUAUGAAGUUGCCCAAUAUUAAAUUGCUUAAUUGUAUAAAAAUUUUAUGUGCUGUAAAAAUAUGACUUUUUUUUAAUUGUUUCUUUCAAACUUCAUUUUUAUCAUUUGUGCUAUAGAACUCCUGCAAAGAUAGUGCUAUUAAGUUACUGUAUAAAAUUUAAAGGUAUUGGUCAACUUUGUGUAUUAAAACUUGUAAUAGAAAUUUUUGUGUCACUGCUUAAUUACUUAUAAUUUGGUUUAAAAUUAUGCAGGUUUCAUUUUUUAUGAAGAAUGUGAACUGAGGAUAUUGGUACUAUUUUAGUUUCUUUUUUAUCAACAAUUGUAAGUUAAUACUUAUCUUAAGUGGUUUUAUUUGAGAACAAAAAAGAAUACUUUUAUUCUUAUCCAAUAUUUUGUUGUAAUGCUUACCUUUGCUUUUAAUGUGAAAUUCCUUUUUGUUAUAAUGAGCUUUCUCAUUAUUAUUUAAGUGAAUAAUGGUAUUUUUUUUUAAUAUUUGAAAAUGUUUUUUUUUUUUUCUGUAUAUUUGAUAUGUCUUCUGAAAUUAUGAAAGAGAAAAUAACCUCAAUUGUGUACUUUCCUUCUUUAACUGUUUGAAUUUUUACUUUCAUCAGUUCAGUUUUGCAUUACUAUUUUGGUUUAUUGGAAUAAAUUUCAUUAAAUUAUGUGAUUCACUCUAGCAUUCUCUCUUUCGUAAUCAAGAAAUAAUUUUAUAUAGUCAUUAUUCAUUCUGUACGAAUUAAAGCUGUAUUUUUUGCCUUCCAAAUCUUAAAUCUAAAUAUAGUUGUUUUGUUUUGAGUUAAAAGCAAAGUAUCUAUAAGCUUCCCAACUAUUCAUCUUUUUUUGUACUUGUUGUAUACUGUGUUAUUAUAAUACUUUUGAUUUAAAUGGGAAAUUCUUUUAUUUGCUGGAUUAAAUCUCCUCUUGGUAUCAUAUGUUCCUAGCAUUACAUAGUUCAUUUCCAUAUGCUUUUUGAUUAAUUUACUGAAAUGAUAAUAAAUGGUUGUAAAAAAUGUGAAUGCAAUAAUAAUGAACAAAUGGCAGUUUUUGAUGGCCAUUUUCAUUGUCUGCCUAUAAUUUAUGAACAGUUUUUAUAUCCUUUAUGUUCAUAUUUCCAUCUGGAUUAUUUGAAAAAAAUUGCAUUUGUAAUGUUAAUAACCACCAGUGCUUUUGUAACGCCAAUGCAUUAUUAAAAGGUGCCUCAAAAUAUGCAUAUAAUAUGCUGUGUUUUAAAACUGGGGCUGAAUUUAUGAAACGCAUUUUCUUGAACGGUUUUUUGUGGUUGAAGAGACAAGCAGUAUCAAUGGAGCAAAGAAUGCCUUUAUCUUGUUAAUAUAUAUAAGCUCAGACAUUCCAAAUGGUGAACUUGUGUAUGCAAAAUUGAAACUUUUUAAUAUCGAUUCUGUAAAAAUUAAUAUUGUUACAGAGGAUUAGGAUUUUAAAGUAAAGAUUUUUUUUUGGUGCAUAGCUAAUAAGAUACACACUAUUUAUUUUUCUUUCACUAGUUUUUAUUAAUUAAUUUGUAAGAGUUUAUAGAAUUCAUGAUCUUUGGGACUUGUUCUGAAGUCGUUAUUUUUUUUUUCUUUCUAAAUUUGAGAUGUUGUAUAAUUCAUUUUAAUAAUCGCAUGUAUUAUUAUUUUUAAUGUUACCCAACGAUUUACAUGUUAUACUCAUGUUUCAUGUUUUGUAAACUAAGCUAUGUAUUAACAUUCUAUAAAAAUGCUAGCAACGGUCUGAAGGGAAAAAGAGGUCUGAAGCUUUCGUGAGAAACAAUAGUGCUAAAUUUAAAUGAAUUCAAGGAUACGAAUAAGUGAAUUCAAGGGUUGCAACAUUGUUGCAGUCUGUUUAUAAAAUAUACUAAAUUGUUAAUUUAUCAUUCAGAGAAUAAACAUAAUCUGCAAUUAAAAGUUUAUUAAAUAUUUGAUCUCGUGCUUCGAACAAAACUCUACUUACUGUGAUGUCCGGUUAUAAUGGAUUUUUUUCUUCUUUUCUACCUUAGUGUUAUAAUUUAAACCUUUUUUUUAAAAUUGCAUACCUGUGACCUCUACAAAUCAUAUAAUCUUUGUUCAGUUAACUAUAUGUACAUUGCGAAUGGCAACAGUAUAUCAAAAACAUUCUUAGAAUAAAAAUGUUUUUAGAACAGUAAUGUUGGAAAACAAAAGUAUUCUUACAAUAAUUAUGUUUAAAAGGGAAAGAGUUU
This is a messenger RNA of Argiope bruennichi, 6863 nucleotides long. RefSeq names its product trafficking protein particle complex subunit 9-like (gene brun). The coding region runs from base 531 to 4457 and encodes 1308 amino acids. NCBI's taxonomy places the organism in Eukaryota, Metazoa, Arthropoda, Arachnida, Araneae, Araneidae. Gene Ontology annotation, cellular component: trans-Golgi network. The record is from RefSeq and is a predicted model, not a curated record. The transcript has 25 exons.